AUGUACCUUCUCUUUUUGCUUUCUACAGCUGAAACUCCCACCUAUACCGCGCAUAGACCUGGACCUUUGGCCGGCAAAUUAUUGUUUAAGAGCAAACUACGUAAUGGCAGAAUCUCAUAUGCACCGGAAGAUGUUGAGUUUUCAAGCCCUCACUUUCUGGGACUCCCUGAUGAUAAAAAGCAAAGAUAUCUGGAUAACUACAGCCACAUCGAUGAGAUUAAACUGAAAAUCGUGUCCGGCCGGCCAGGGAAUAGUUUGUUAGUUUUCGUUGGCGACCAAGGAAUAGAGAUGGAGAACAAUGACUUACUCCGAUUGAAAACUCGUGUAAUCAAGGGUCUGGUAUCUUUCCGUGAAGAUGACGUCGAGUUUCAAUAUCCAGGCUGGAAAGUCCCUUUGUUCAUACUUGAAGACUUAAAAAGAAAGGCGUCUACUGGCAGACUCUUCAUUAUAUCUGACGAGAGAGGGAAUUUAAGAUGCAAGGUAAAGAGGGAAGUAGCGGAUAAGUUAGCUGAUAGUGUAGCUAAGUUUUCAGCCAUUUUAAGGAGUUCGAACGCUUUCAAAUAAACCUCUUUAAAAAAUUACAAAUUGCUGGUUUGCACGUGACCUCUCACGGCGGCCAUGUUGGAUGACAAGGACAAAAGCAUUUCUUCCCUAUGGGAACUAAACUCUAUUUUCAUGUAAAUUCUUCAAGAAAAAAUUAUGAUUGCCAACCAAAGCUAACCAACAUGGCCGCCUUGUCACGUGGUUGCAAACCUGGAAUAAAGAAACCUUGGCUUACAGGAAAAAGAAUGUUGUAAGCCAAGCUAAAAAGUUAGAGCUUCAUCAAACUGUCAAGAUUGAAACAUCUGCUAUUGUAUUUACUGUAGUUAAAGACAGAGCCGUUAGUUUUUUGUCAUGUUUUUUAACCCAAUGCAAUUAAGCAAAAACAAGAGCCAUAAUGGCUCUUGGUAAAAACAAGGGCCUCUUUCAUCGCAAAACCUAGUACGUUAUACUGGUCGUUAAUCCUUAAGCGUAUUUUGACAGGGUCGCUAACCAGACUUGGAUCUGUAAAAUGUAACGACGGCACGAGCCACUUGAUUUUUGUUUUGUUUUGUAUUUGUUUGUUUGUUUUGCUUGCUUUUUCUUUUUAUCGAAUUUCUUUUGUUCAUUUUUUUUGAAGAGUUCAUUUAAAAAUAAAUAGUAAUAGUAAAAGCUGAGCGUCAUAUCCAUGGACUCAUGUUGCUUUACAAACGAAUAUUAUAAAUUGAAAUAAUGUUAAGAAAUUUACAUUCAGUGUUCAAAAACACGAAUAUGUAAAAAUAUUAAACUAAAAUCUGUAUAAACUAACUACUAAUAUUUGCAUCAUUAUAGUACUUUAACUGAAAUGCUCGCGAAAUAAGUAAGUCACUCUUAAGUCAGUCUUAAAGUUUGCAAUGCUUGCAAGAUCCGGGAUCGUUGCGUGUCGGUCGUUCUCGUUUGCGGCACCAAAACUAUGAAACUCGUUGCCAGAACGUGCCCGCUAUACAUACAUAUUUUACUAGUUCAGGAGACUAUUACCGUCUCCUGACUAGUUAUAGCUAUCGCUAAGUGCCAACGAGCAAGUUAAAGAUUUUACACUAAAGACACACGUUUGAUGCAAAUGAUGCAAAUGAAUCCACCCGACGAUUGGUUGAAGAGGGGAUGAGCACGGGAGUCACAUUCUUUGUUCUGCAAUUGUAACAGAAUUGAAGAUGAAACCCACUUUUUAUUAGAUUGUCCAAGUUUUUUUUUUUCGAUAAGACAGAUGUUCUUCUCUAAACUAGAACUUAAAAUACCGUUUCAACGACUACAAUCACAUAAGAUGAAUUCUACUGAGUAUUUUAUUAACAUCCAAUUAAUUUCAUUUAUAUCAUCUUGCUUUGUAUUGAGAGAUAAACCUGUCUCCGGAAAAAUUAAUCCUACUGAUGGUUAAAAAUAAGCUAAGUAAUAUAAUGAUUAAUAUAUUUCAAAUUAUUUCAAAUAUUUGAUGUAAAAUUAAAGAAAUCAAUAUUUAAAUUCAAGUAACUAUUGCAAUACUGUAAUACUUUGUUAUAGUCAUGCAAAUAAAGCUUAUUGUUUUUGCUGUACCACGUGUUCGCUCGAAAACAAUGCAUUAGUUAAAAAAGUUACGUUACACUUCCUUAAGCCUGGUUUCCAUACGAUCGCUUUGAUCGCUUUGAUCGCUGAGAAAAAAAAAGUUCAGCCAUCGCAGCGAUUGUAGCGAUCAUAUGGAAACCACUUUCCAGCGAACGUGGCGAUCGCAGCAACAACGAUCGCUGAGAUAGAACUUUUUCUAUACCAGCGAUCGUUGUCGCUGCGAUCUCUACGAUCGCUGGAAAGUGGUUUCCAUGUGAUCGCUAAACUUUUUUUUUCUCCGCCUUUGGCUUGUUUCCUUUUAUUCACACUGCUGAUACUUUACUGCCUCGCAAGAUUUUUGCGAUAACGUAUUUCUAGUAACAAAAGUUAACUGCUAUUCGCGCCUAUUUCUUCGGCGGAGCGCGAAGUAAAGGAUUCACGACGCUCAGGAAUGUCUCAGAGUUGCAGUCGGAUGCCCAGGAGUUGCUUCGGAAUACGUUCGAGAUAUCUUCGAGUUGUUUGAUUUAUUCUUUCAGGGAAAGAAAUAAUUCUCAGGAAGAAAUAAUUAUUAUUUCUGGAAGAAAUAAAGACGAAAUGAUUAUUAUUUCUGGCUUUCCCAGAGUUGGAGCCAGGUCAGGUGUGACCGUCAGUUCAGAUGAGGCGCUUUAAGUUGAGGGAUUAGCUGACCGCGCCACUGCGACCCAAGGAAAUUUGAGAUGCGAAAAUAGCCAUAAGGUAUGCGCGAGGUACGGGAAAAGAUUGGGCACGCAAGUUAGUGACCUUUCGGCUUGUUUUGGGUAUUUGACUUAGUGACAGAAAUGAGCUCAAGAUUCGCGAGAUCACUCCGAGUUCUUUCGGCUACAAUAAAUAUUUGAGGCGGAGCGCAAAGUAUUAAAGGAUUUGAGACGCUCAGGAAUGUCGUUAACUUGGGGUGCCUUCCCAUUUUGCCAAACCAACCAGUUAGAAACCAGUGGAAUUAUCAACAGAAAAUGGAACGACAUUAAACACUUGAAACAAAGUUUCCAACUGAAAUUUUUACUACUGCUUAGCAAAGUAGGGCUGGAAACGAGAAUUUUAGGAAAUGAAACGGCAGUUUCGGUCGGAGCGGACCGACCGGACAAAGACAUAUGACAUAUAAAAGCUCCCAAUUGGAAUGUCCAGAGAUGAGAUUAUGGCAAGAAGAUCGAAAUGCACCAAUCAGAGAUAUAAAAUUUGAAGCGCAUGUGUCCUGAGAGGUCAUCUGAUUUGUUGAUUCUUUGAUUUUAUUUAGUGAUUGGUUUAUUGUGUAGGGUGGAAUGGAUGAGCCAAUUAAUAUUAGGGACGAGUUGGAUGUUUUUGAUCCGAGUGAAUUGCAAAAUUGGGAUAGCGACUGUUGAACUUGUAUAACGUGUUUAUGUUUUCCAUGUAAUAAUUUAUUUUGCGAUGUUGUACAUGAAUUAUCCUCGGUGUGGAGAUUGCGCAUUUUCAGCAAGUUUUAUAAGCGAGUGUACUCUGAUGUUAGUUCCUUUGCUGGAGAAGGUGCUACAUAAGGAAAGUGUUGUUGUAGAGGAAAUAAAGGAAGUGGAACUGAGAUCUCGUCGUGCGCAAUUUUUUUAUGACAGAAAUUAUAAUCGAAUUUGGUUACAGCCACAGGGUCAUGCACCUAGCAGAGUUCCGGUAAAGAAGUUAAGACGCCUGUUACUGAAAACAAGAAAAGUAAGGACAUUUCGUGGAAGGGUAUAUCCGGAAAAAUAUCAUUUCUUACUAUUCCUCCGCAUUCACAAUUAGUAGCCGUGUUACGUAGAUGGUAAUUCGUUUGAUCGACAUUUCUUCUCACAAAGGAGUUCCUUUCACUGUCCACGAGGAACAUUUUCGUAUUGUUCUUCUUGUUCCUGUUCUUGUUUUUCUUCCUCUUCUUCUGCCCCCCUUUCCUCCUCCAUCUUCUGCUUCUUCUUUUUCCGCUGCUACUCCUCUUCUUGUUCUUCUUCUUUUUCUUCUGCUCCUCCUCCUCCAUCUUCUUCUUCUUGAUCUUCUUCUGCUGCUGCUGCUCCUUCUUCUUGUUUUUUUUUUCUGCUCGUCCUCCUCCUUCUUCUUCUAGUUCAAGGUCAAGUUCAAUAUUAUUCAUUAUAUAUAAAACACUAUUACAAUCAAUUUGAAAUGUCACUGAUCUGCAGGUAGCUAAAACUGAUCGAGGCAGGUCACGGUUCCUCCUCCUUCUUUUGUCGACAUGCUUCAGGUGAUGCUUCUAAUAGACAUUAGGCAGUAGCUCGGUCAUCUCUUUUUUUUUAGCAGUAUUUUUGAUUGCUUUUAAAUGUAAAACAAUUAAAGUUACUAUUUUUUCCAUUAACGAAGGCAGGGCCUCCUUUUGUCUUUUUGAUCGAGGAGCAGAACACGCAAGGGCACCCAAAGAUGGUUUCCCCCAAAAUACAUUGAAAACACUUUUCAGGUUAUCCAUAGUACUUUCAGAUGCAUAGAAAUGCAUUCUUACCGAUGUUUUAAACUUUGUAUUUGUUCGGUCAUACUAGGGGAACUUUAGUCUUUUCGAAAUUACAAGGGUUUCAGUAUUAUUUCACCCCGAAAAUUUUAGCUGCAAUUUAACGUUUUACGCAUCAUAUUUUUGAAUCCGAAAAUUUCAGGUUCCUUUUUUCUACGACAAUUAGCCGAAAAGGGGAAGUAAAAUGUGAGAAAUUAAACUUCAGAAAAUCGUAGAGGAUACGCUUCGAAAAUUGUACCUGAAUGGAACGUUCAUCUAGAAAUUUCUAGCCGUCCUUCAGCAAUAGAAAAUUCUAGGUAAUAUUUGCUUCUCGGAGCAGAUAAUUCACAGAAAACAGUCGUUGGGUACCCCUCAACAAGAGACUCUGCCUAUCGCGUCAAACUUUUGAGGUCGCGACGGCCCAACUUUCUGGACUAGUCAGAUUAGUCUUUUUUUCUUCCAGCUGAGAUUGAAUUUGAAAUAAUGUUGUUACCAGAUAAUAAUAGUUAUGGGUUGUAUUCUUGUCCAUCUUUUCUUCUAAAAUGCGCCAGACUGGUUAUUAGUAAUCCGCUGGCAGAAAUAUUGAAUUUUCCCAUUCAUUUGGGAAAACUGAAAUUUGCGAAAGUCCCUGUUUUCAAGGAGGGCGAUGAUACUCAUCAAAAUAAUUAUACACCUAUUUCCCUCCUAUUCCAUUUUAAUAGAAUCUUUGAAAAAUUGAUGUACAAACGACUUGAAUCUUAUUUUAGUAAAUUUGACAUCUUAAACCCUUGCCUGAAUGUGGUUCUCGUCGCUACUCAUAAUGCUACUUUGGAUAUUAUAAGCAGCAUCCAAAAUAACAUAAUCAUGGAUAACAAAUUACUUUCAUGUGGCAUUUUUAUUGAUCUUAAAAAAAGCUUUUGACACUGUAAACAAUAAUAUACUUUUAAACAAGCUGGAACGCUAUGGUCAGUAUAAGAGGUGUUAUCAACAGUCGGUUUUCGUCCUUUAUUUCUAAUAAAGGCUCAGUGCUUGCAUGGUCCACUGCAUUUCGUAAUGGAAGUUUUACCUUUUCACUGACGAUACUAGUAUAGUUUAUGCACAUAGGGACUUUAAAUCGGUCUAAGGGACCGGUCAUUAUUUAUCGCCUGGGGGGUGGGGUUGGGGGGAAAGGAGGAUUUGGGGCUAAACAAUGUAAAAUUUAGCCGAUUCCCCCUUUGAAUGUUACUUCACUGAAGUGAUCCCCCCUAAUAACAUUUGAUGACUUUCGCGGUCCCCCCCCCCAUGUCUUCAUUUUCCAAGCGAAUUUUAGUGGUGCCCCCUUUGAAUCCUUCUAAAGUUUCAAUGAUCCCCCCUUUUGGGUUCUCGGUUACGACUGAUCCCCCCUUUUGUUCUCCUAAAAACCUGGUGAUCCACCCCAAAAUCCUCCGCCCCCGGGCAAUAAAUAAUGACCGUUCCCUAAAUAAUUAGCGAGGACUGUUAAUGCAGAAUUAUUUAAACGUUCAGAAUGGCUUACUACAAAUAGGCUAACCUUAAGGCGGCCCGAACCUACUUAUAUGCGUGUUGGUUAUGCGUUUGAUUUGCGUUUUUCAGAAUGAACGAUUCAACCGCUCUCUAUGAUAUUUGGCAUCCAUAAUAAAUAGUAAUGGAACUUUAGGAAAAUGUUAUUUAUUUUCUUGUGGGUAUAAAAACCUUUGAGAUAUCGGCAUAUAUUUAAAACCGCAUUUUUACGAAAAAUGUAAAAAAAUUCGAAAUCCCACGACAGAUUUUUCCAUAACCUCAGCACUAAAGUCCCUAACUUCCCUUCACGAAAAGAACUCAGGAGAAACUGUUCGCCGAUUUCGCACAAUAAUACAAAGCAUUUUUUGUGCCCAAUCAGGAACCGGCAUCAGCUUGAAUUUUUGGAAAUAGUUCGAUGACAGUCGGUACCCAGGGGCUCUUUCGCCCGUAUUUGAAAGCUUUCGUCCCACCUUUUCUCCCGACCCGACUGACUGCCCCUGGGUCUCCGAGGAUGGAACAUUUACAGCUUGAAAUAUCAUCUAAGUGUGAUAUACAGGCAGAAAACAGUUGUACGUCGUGUAAAUAUGGGAUCUAAUGCUGACAGUCUCGAAAUUUCCAGAAGAGACUUGGGCACAAAGAAAAUCAAACCAAAUAAAGAAAUAUGCCCAGAAGGCUUCGGAGUCAUGUUAAAAUCUUAAAAUAUCGAGAAUGGAGAGUGACCAUUUCCCGGAAACUCCCAAACAAAAACAUUACAAAAAUUGACUACAGACAAGCGUGGAGAACAGCGUUAAGUUUGGUGCGACAAGAUGUCAUAUCCGCAGAAAAGGUUUUUCCUUUUUAAUUGUGACAAUACUUACAAUUUAGAAAUAGUAGAGAGUUUUUUGCUUGAAGUAGAGGAGAAAUAUGGCUUCAAAUUCUCAGUUGAUCGUCUUUAUUUUCGUCUGCAACGAAUGGCUGAGGUGUGCGACUGGAUUAUACCUACACUGGAUAUGGACGUCGCUGUCUUUGUUGUCCACGCGAACGAAUCUCGUCUCUCUAUCAACGAAGACAACGCUGGGAUUGGUUACGCGAGAAUCUAUCGAGCUUUGCUUAAAAAAACAGGUGGGCUUCAGCUAUCUCUUAAUGGCUCGCUUUCCAUUGCAUGAUUUGGUUUAAGGCAGUUUUAGAUACGCACACUGGUGAUUGGUGAUACACUUAGCUUGGCUUCCACUGACUCGGUACAUAAGUUUUAAAAACGCACGCACCUGGUUGGUAAUUUUACUAAUACAUAUCCAGUUUAAAACGUAAGACACAGCAAUAUAAAACUUGUUCGACGGAUGCUUUGAUAGUUCACGCACUUAAUGAGAUGUUGAUACAACUGCAGAAGAAACCGUUCUCAACCGUAAGUCCCGUGACCCCUUCUUUUUAUUCCAAUAAUCUAUACCGUGAAGGCUUAAUUAGUUAAUAAAACGCUUUCAAAGUCCUUUUUAUAAUAUAAGAUAUGAUCAGGAUGGAAAAUAGUUAAUCGAUUAGGAAGGUAAAGACGAAAACACUCCUGAAGCACUUUCGAUUUUAAAGGCAUCAAUUCAUAUGACACGCAGCUUCUAAACUUAAGAAGAAAAGUAUCCUUGAGAGCUCCAUACAAUUCCUCGUAAUUUUAUUAUAAGGAAUUGUAUGGAGCCUUCCAGGAGACUUUUCUUCAUUAGUUUAGGCGCGGCGGAUUUUGUCGCGUAUGAUCAACGCGAGGUGUUUUCCCUACCCUCUUCUGUCAGGCAAAAGGAAUCAACAACAAGUUCAUUCAGUAUUACCAUUUUGUACAGGUGUUACCACAGGCGCCCCAAGCUCGGUGCAUAAAUUACCGCGAGUUUCGAUACUGUUUUGCAUAUUACGAACGAUUUGAAGAAUUUGUAUGAGAAAUUCAUUAUAGCUGUAGAAAUACAGACAUGAAUAUAGAAAUAAAUUGUACAAAACUUGGGCCUGUUGUUGCCUUUUCGGUGUAACCUGGGCUCAAUUCAUGGCUGUUUUACGGCACAUUGUUUAUUCGGUGUUGUUUUCCUAUUUAAAUCACAGGCAGCCCAGACGUAGUAUGUGUCACUGAAUGAAUAUAUUAAUAUUCACAUGGACAAAUUAAUGCGAUGAGUCGUCGAAACUCCAAUGAACUAAAAUAGUCCAAAAGUCAAAAUAUAACAAAACAAAGCUAAGAUACCUUUAACUGAACGUAUCCUUGUCUUUCCUGGCCGGUUAAAGUGGCAUUUUGUUGAGUUUUGAAAUUGUAGGUACUAUCCACUAAAGAAGAAUUAAAGGCUGGCUACAAAUGAAACAGAUCAUCUCCACGCUCCUUCACACGAAGCGCUAUAAAUUCGAGAAUAAUCGACGAAUCCGCUCCAAAUAACCAUCUGCUAAUCUGCAGGUAACGUGUGCUCCUGCUUCUGGCUCGCUUGCUCCACAAAACCCAUCGCAACUGCACACUAAUUGCUCGCUCAUCAACAACCACUGUUGACCUUUACGCUUCGAUAUGACCGCAAACGACCAGGUUUAAUACGCGACGUGAAUAUUCAAGCUUAGCGACCGCGUUCGCGCAACAAUGCAGCACUUACUAUGGGAGGGAUGGUACUAUUACUUCCAGGUCAAUCAAUCGGGAAAAUAAUAUUGAAGCCCUUGUAAUUUUUAAAAAGAUCCAAUUUGCCCAAGGAGCACGCCGAACAGAUACGAAUCUUAUAGAGGAGCUAAAAAAAAUGGGCGGAAGUGGAAAAAGUGAACAAGAACGUACCACAUUUUCUCCAUAAAAAGUGAAAACCAGGAAGUUUUCUGGACGUUUCACGUUGCAGUCAUGCAAAUCAACGGCGAGGAAAUGUACAAGAAAGUGUGCUGCAAUUAGACCCAUUGUUGUUUUUUCACAGUUCUGGUCAAGGGCAUCCAACUUUUAAUUUUUCACAUUUCACUCACCGGUUAGGCUAUUUUUCGUAGAGAGUAAAAUGGAAUCCUAGAAUUUUCAGAUUCAAAAAUCUGAUGAAAGAAGGUAUCUGAAAAAUUAUCUCCUUCGUAAUACGUUAAAUUGCAUCUAAAAUUUUCGGGAAAAUAAUUCUGAAUUCCUCGUAAUUUCGGAAAGACUCAAGUUCCUCUAGAAUGACCGAACACUGAGAUGCAAAUUUUAUAGCGCCACUUGGAAUGCAUUUCUAUAGAGCUAAAAGUACUUUAUGAAUAGCUACAAAAGUGUUUUCAAUUGAAAGUAUUUGAGGAAACAGUCGUUGGGUGGCCCUGUCUCGUUGCCUUCUCCGCUUAGCAUUACACGAUAUAUUUAUAUUUAGCAUGAGCAAACUAUAAAUCAUGAGCUUCGCUUUUAGCCCUCCUGACUAAAUUUAUGUAAGCGCUGUUUAGAAUGCAUUUUUCGAUCAAAAGAACUCUGGACAGCCUUAAAUGUGUUUUCAAUGCAUUUAGGGGGAAAUCAUCGUUGGGUGCCCCUGAGUUUUGAGAAUAAUAAUAAUAAUAAUAAAAGAUAUCGCGCACAUAAAUUUUACUUUACGAUAUCUUCAGCUGUGUCUUCUAUUCAGCUGCAUAGAGGGGGCCAGAUUUUGCCUUUUUCCUGGGCGGAAAAUUCUAGUCCUCCGUCUCCAGUUUGGACAACAUAUUAUGGAGUAAGACGUUGUUAAUCUAAGCAAAUAAGUCUGGUAGAGUCAAGAACCUAUGCAAGCGGCUGGACGAACAAUGUGACAGCAGGUGAGAGAGCGAACGUUAGAAGAAUUCGAACUUGAAAACCAGGGCUGCCCUGUUGGUAAACUUACGGACGGUCAAGCGAUCGCCUUUUGUUUUCAGGUCAAAACUAACGCAGCGAACCUUCGGUCAGUCGAUUGACCUCUAGAAGCAAUAGUACCAUCCCUCCCAUAGCAAGUGCUGCAUUGUUGCGCGAACGCGGUCGCUAAGCUUGAAUAUUCACGUCGCGUAUUAAACCUCAUAUCGAAGCGUAAAGGUCAACAGUGGUUGUUGAUGAGCGAGCAAUUAGUGCGAUUUAGCAAUUAGUGCAGUUGCGAUGGGUUUUGUGGAGCAAGCGAGCCAGAAGCAGGAGCACACGUUACCUGCAGAUUAGCAGAUGGUUAUUUGGAGCGGAUUCGUCGAUUAUUCUCGAAUUUAUAGCGCUUCGUGUGAAGGCGCGUGGAGAUGAUCUGUUUGUUUUGUAGCCAGCCUUUAAUUCUUCUUUAGUGGAUAGUACCUACAAUUUCAAAACUCAACAAAAUGCCACUUUAACCGGCCAGGAAAGACAAGGAUACGUUCAGUUAAAGGUAUCUUAGCUUUGUUUUGUUAUAUUUUGACUUUUGGACUAUUUUAGUUCAUUGGAGUUUCGACGACUCAUCGCAUUAAUUUGUCCAUGUGAAUAUUAAUAUAUUCAUUCAUUGACACAUACUACGUCUGGGCUGCCUGUGUCUCGACUCACAAAUCUCUCCCACACCGAUGAACGGCGCACUGAUUCGCCAUUGAAGUGUCAGUUCUUUAAGGCCGCUUAAGUCUAUCAUCUAUUCGCCUCUUCAAGGGUAUCGUGAUGCGUUAUUUGAAGGAAUAAUUUUGGAAAGCUUUCGGUUCUGGGCAAUCUGGCGUUCGCUCAGGAAACUCGAUGAUUACGUGUUGCGUGGUGAUCGUGAACAUGGACUCAGGGGAUUCGGGUAAUCAAUAUUGCAUGACAAAACAUGGAUCUUCCUACCCUCAGAUAGUCUACUGAUUGCGCGUGAGCGGUGUUUGGAAUUAUCCAAUUAGAUGAGCGUAUAUAAAAUUUUCGCCUUCCUUUUUUUUAGAUGAUAACGUGCUAAUCGUGAUAGGCGGAGACAGUUACUACAGAGAUGAAAACGAAGAGGUACGGUUUGUCAUCUCGCGCUGGGCGAGAAAGAAGGUGGCUUCUCAGUUCAGUGAAGAGUAUCUGGAUGGAUGGCAAAGCUUUAUCUUCUCUUGGCAUAAAAAACACCUUGAUCCUUGA
Messenger RNA from Porites lobata, 10943 nucleotides. Lineage: Eukaryota; Metazoa; Cnidaria; Anthozoa; Scleractinia; Poritidae. The record is from the annotation of a GenBank genome assembly.